CCUCCCUCUCAUUGUCUUUCUCCUUCCUCCGGUCGUCUCCUUCCUCUCCGCCGACGGAUUUCCCCAAAUCUCUCUUCUUCGAAACCCCCACUCGCUUCUACCCUUCCAGGUUUCCUUCCUCUCUCCGGACAAUGACGUCCUCCCCUUCCACAACCUUCUCUGCUUCCUUCGCCAAAGUCGCCGGCAAUUCGCGUCAUUGCAGUAAUCGUUCGCUCCCCAAGCUAUCCUUCCGGCUCCCCCACAAUCCACGACUUCGAUUCUUCACCAAGGGUUUGCGUCGUAGUCGGAACAACUUCACUGUUGUAAAAGGCCAAUUGAAUGAGGGUGCUGUUGGUGGAUCGUCAAAUGCUGCAGCUAAACCUCAGGCGAAAUCAACAGCACCAUCAGAUGAAGCAAAGGAUCCUAAGUCAUCUGGCGAUGCACCUCCAGCUUUGGCGACAGAGGAAUCUAUCUCUGAGUUCUUGACUCAAGUUUCAAGCCUAGUCAAGCUAGUUGAUUCAAGAGAUAUUGUCGAGUUGCAAUUGAAACAACUUGACUGUGAACUACUAAUACGGAAAAAAGAGGCUUUGCCCCAACCGCCAUCUUCUGCUCCAGUUGUUAUGAUACAUUCACCCUCUACACUGCCAGCAAUGCCACCCACUCCAACAGCACCAGCUUCUGCACCUUCUGUGUCAGUUCCUUCUGCCACACCUCCUCCACCUCCCCCUUCUGCUGCCAAACCAGCAAAGUCAUCACUUCCUCCUCUUAAGUGUCCCAUGGCAGGCACAUUUUAUAGAAGUGCUGCACCUGGGGAACCACCUUUUGUCAAGGUUGGAGAUAAAGUACAGAAGGGACAGAUCUUGUGCAUCAUUGAGGCAAUGAAAUUGAUGAAUGAAAUAGAAGCUGAUCGAUCAGGAACGAUAGUUGAGAUCCUUGUAGAAGAUACCAAACCUGUGAGCAUUGAUCAGCCACUGUUUGUGAUUCAACCCUGAAGCUUAACCAGGGAGCAAGCAAGACCUAGGAUCGAGUAAAAGAGCAGUAGGCAGGUGCAGCUGCAGUUGGUGAUGUAGUGGUAAUGUUGUGCGGCAUUGUAUUAUUACGGUAGAAUAUUUUGCUUUAAGUGAGUUGGUAGAGGUAGAGAAAAGGCUGGUUAUUGAAACGAAUCAUUACUUGCAUUUUGGUACUUAUUGCUGCAAUUGAGAGUACUUAAUCAAUUUUUCUUAUAAUAAGUUUAGAAGAGAAAAGUGAAAAUAAAUAAGUUCGGGUAUU
Molecule: messenger RNA, 1248 nt
Organism: Rubroshorea leprosula
Lineage: Eukaryota; Viridiplantae; Streptophyta; Magnoliopsida; Malvales; Dipterocarpaceae
Source: the annotation of a GenBank genome assembly